AUGGGUUCUUUGUACACCUCAAUUUCGUUCCGCAAGUUUUCGUAUAUUAGCGACCAGAACCACUGGAUCCACUUUCCGUACCGUUCGGACCUGUCACUCAAUGUGGGACAGAAGUGUGGUAGCAAGAAACCACAGGAGCCGGGCGACGACAUGCUGAUUAAAGUCAUGUGGAAGGCAGAGGUGUUGGAACGUCUGGUGUUCGACGAGCACCAGAUGGUCAAAGCUUAUGCAAAAUUUCCGUCGAUUGCACUAAAAUACUAUCCAAACGCAAGAUAUUGCAAGAAGCUUCAGCUGGGGUUUGCGUCGCAUGACGAGUUCAACAAGUGCAUCCAGGUGCUCGAAUCUCAUGGCAUUCCGACUCACCAACAGGAAAAAGCUCGUUUUUUGGGCGGCCAGAUGCAGUCGCAGAUGCAAUCGCAGAUCGACUUCGGCAGCCAAAUGGCCUUCUCCCAAAGCUCGCAGGUGGACAAAAAGGACAGGAAAAGCGAUGACUUUGUCAGGGGUGGGAUGGUAAACACCUGGUCGCAACCUGUAGAACAGCAGAGCAUGGUAGAGUCCGCUAGUCAGAUCCCGGAGAUCCCUGCUGUCGAGCCCACUCCAAAUCUGGAUUUCCUGAACUCGGUCCACUACACCUCGUUCCAGGACGAGGACCUUACAAAGGACCCGUCGCUGAAUUUCAACAGCACAAGCAUGGAUAUCAGUGACCUUAGCACGUCGACGAAGGUGGCUUCUGUGGAUUUUUGUGCGCUCAGUGAGAAAGAACUUCACAGCUACAUUUUGGGAAAAUUAAAAGACGAGGAUUUUAAAUACAUGCUUUACAAGCUCGAUCGGAUCCUGAAAAAAUAG
Messenger RNA from Ogataea parapolymorpha DL-1, 846 nucleotides. RefSeq lists its product as uncharacterized. The transcript has a single exon. The coding region runs from base 1 to 846 and encodes 281 amino acids. The record is from RefSeq and is a predicted model, not a curated record. NCBI's taxonomy places the organism in Eukaryota, Fungi, Ascomycota, Pichiomycetes, Pichiales, Pichiaceae. Gene Ontology annotation, biological process: reciprocal meiotic recombination.